AAAAUUUUGUUUGGCAACAGAUUUGUAUUUAUGCUGGUUUCAAUCAUAUUUACUGCAAGUGAGCUGGGUGUCUUUGAUUUGCUGAGGGAGUCGGGGGAACUGCUGUCAUCUGCGACUGUGGCCGAGCGCUUGAAGACCAGUCUCACCGGGAUGCAGAUGCUGCUGGAGGCCUGCGUGGGGUUAAAGGUCCUGAAAGUGGAAUGGAAGGAGGGCAAAGCUCUUUAUGGAAACACAGAGUUUGCUGAUCUCUUUCUGGCUAAAUCAAGCCCAAAGUCUCAGUAUUAUUCCAUGAAGUACUAUUCAGAAAUGAUAUAUCCAGCAAUGCAAUAUUUGUCUGAAGUGGAUGGGAAAUCUCAGAUUUUAUCAAUAUAUGGCAUUCCUUCAAAGAACAUUUAUGGACCUCUAUACAGGCUCUGCAUUUUAGGAGAAAAUGUGGUUUCUGGUGUAGAGGACACUGCUUACCAGGAUCUUCAAUCUCAGUUUCUGUUUCAAUGGAAGGCAUUGAAGUUCAUGAGUGAGGCUUGGAGUCUGCACGGAAAAGACGUGGUCUCUGCCUUUGAUCUUUCUGGUUUUCAGCUCAUUUGUGAUCUGGGUGGAAGCAGUGGUGGCUUAGCUAAGGAAUUGGUUUCAGUAUAUCCAAAUUGUACCGUGAAACUUUUCGAUCUUCCUGGAGUUGUGGAAAUAUCAAAAAAAUAUAAUGCAUUUUCAGAUGACUCUCAGAUCUCUUUCCAUGAAGGGGAUUUUUUUAAAGAUCCAAUUCCUGAAGCAGAUCUUUACAUCAUUUCAAGAGUCUUGUAUAACUGGAGUGAUGAAAAGUGCAUCCAGCUGCUAACAAAAGUGUUUACAGCCUGUAAGCCAGGUGGUGGAGUCCUGGCAGCUGACCCAAUUAUUGAUGACAAAAUAUGUGGGUCACUUCCUGCUCAUUUGUACUGCAUCAUAAUGUUGCUUGUAUGUGAAGGAAAAUCACAAAAAUCGGAGCAUCGAAUGCUCUUCCAAACUGCUGGCUUUAAAGAUAUUCAGUUUAAGAAAGGAACUGUCUUCGAUGUCCUUUUGGCCAGAAAAUAA
Molecule: messenger RNA, 1065 nt
Organism: Thamnophis elegans (Western terrestrial garter snake)
Lineage: Eukaryota; Metazoa; Chordata; Lepidosauria; Squamata; Natricidae
Product: acetylserotonin O-methyltransferase-like
Biological process (GO): melatonin biosynthetic process; methylation
Molecular function (GO): acetylserotonin O-methyltransferase activity
Source: RefSeq, a predicted model, not a curated record